AUGGCCGAGUUCAACUGGCGCACAAUCAAUAUCGACGCUCUCGAUCCCGAAUCUUCCACAAACUUCGACCUCUCCACUCUGACACCAGCUGUCCAGCCCGUUAGCCCUCAAGACGUCCAGGCACUCAGCCAGCAGAUCAGACAACUAUGGCGUGGAGGCGAUGCUGAGGGUGCUCUGCGCGGGGCCCUCGAGAAUGCCCCCUACGGAGCCGAUGCUCAAUCCAAGGACUCAUAUAUGCAGACCGUCACCGAAGUCCUGCAACAGGUCCGCACCGCCGACAUGGGUCCUUUAUUGCAGCGCAUCUACACAUCCGACGGCGGCGCUGAGCUAUGCGACGUCCUGAUGAAGUACCUAUACAAGGGAAUGGCCACCGGUGCCUCCACCACCAACCCUUCCAAGAACGUCACACCACAAGUCACUGGCUUCUCCCAGGUCCAACCGCGCAACACUGCCGAGAGCCAAGGCGGAAACAUGGGUGUCUUUUUGAGCUGGCACGAGAAGCUUGUUGAAGUCGCCGGUCCAGGCACCAUCGUACGCGUCAUGUCAGACCGCAGAACCGUUUAA
Messenger RNA from Aureobasidium melanogenum CBS 110374, 564 nucleotides. RefSeq names its product Arp2/3 complex 16 kDa subunit ARPC5. The transcript is spliced from 3 exons. The record is from RefSeq and is a predicted model, not a curated record. Gene Ontology annotation, molecular function: actin filament binding. Bases 1 to 564 code for a protein of 187 amino acids. NCBI's taxonomy places the organism in Eukaryota, Fungi, Ascomycota, Dothideomycetes, Dothideales, Saccotheciaceae. Gene Ontology annotation, cellular component: Arp2/3 protein complex; cytoplasm; actin cytoskeleton. Gene Ontology annotation, biological process: regulation of actin filament polymerization; Arp2/3 complex-mediated actin nucleation.